Messenger RNA from Budorcas taxicolor (takin), 2281 nucleotides. It is a transcript of the gene GPR137, whose product is annotated as G protein-coupled receptor 137. The transcript is spliced from 7 exons. Gene Ontology annotation, cellular component: lysosomal membrane. Gene Ontology annotation, biological process: negative regulation of osteoclast differentiation; regulation of autophagy; positive regulation of TORC1 signaling. Bases 939 to 2126 code for a protein of 395 amino acids. The record is from RefSeq and is a predicted model, not a curated record. Lineage: Eukaryota; Metazoa; Chordata; Mammalia; Artiodactyla; Bovidae.
CUCGAUUUGGGGAUGGGGAAGAGAAGCAUGGGAAUCGCCAGCUUCCCAUGGAAGCGAGGGCCUGUAGCUCCGGGCAAUGCCCACCAGGGCGCCGGCCGGAUGCUGCGCAGCCGGAAAGUCAAGGCCGCUCGCCGCCUCUAAUAACCCUUGGCACCCGGCGGUGGCGUAAGUUGCGCCAAUUCUCGAACAGCUCCGCGCCGGGCGCGGCGCGGGCCUGCGUAGCCAGGACUGGACCCUGAGCAAUUUGCGUAGCGAACGGCGGCCGCGCAGGCGCAGGAGGGGGCGGAGCAGCGGGAGCCGGGGAGCCGGAGCCCCGGGUCCCAGCGACCGGAGCCGGCUCCCCGAGCCGCGGCCUGAGGACCGGGCGUCGGCCUCCUCCCGCUCCCCCGCAGUUGGAGAGUGGACGCAGUGGGGGGUGGGGUGGGCCAGCGUCCGGAAUCCAAGGACGGAAGGCAGAGGCCCUCCCCAUCCGGAUUGUUGGAGGGGAGAGAGCCCUCCAGUUUGGGGAGGGGGAGAGCCAGACGUUGAGCGUCCCCAGCAGCGGCCGCUGCUCUGAACAGACUGGCGUUGGCCGGCUCUCCCCCUCCUGCCGGGACGACUUCAGCGACCGGGGCCAGGGACCCCCCACUCCUUCGGCUUCUUCACCCCCAUCCCUCCAUCCCCGGCUUUGAGCCUGGCCCGGACAGGAGUACUCCCCACUUCCCCACCCGCCUGUGCCCUGGAGAGGAAGAGCUGUUUUUCCACACCCCGUAGUGAGGGACCCAGGUUGCCUGUGCCCCGCAAAGGCAAGGGGCCCUCUGUCGAGGGCGGGAGGGCCCGGCCAACCACCACUUCUUUACGCCUGAGCACCCUACAACUCCCACCCCUCCGUAUUUAUUUCCUUGGCCCCCUGCCGGCCCCUCCAUCUCUGUCUUCAGGUUCAGGCCUCCCUCCCUGACAUGGAGAGUAACCUGUCUGGCUUGGUGCCUGCUGCUGGGCUGGUACCUGCGCUGCCGCCCGCCGUGACCCUGGGGCUGACUGCGGCCUACACCACCCUGUAUGCCCUGCUCUUCUUCUCCGUCUAUGCCCAGCUCUGGCUGGUGCUCCUGUAUGGGCACAAGCGUCUCAGCUAUCAGACGGUGUUCCUGGCGCUCUGUCUGCUCUGGGCUGCCCUGCGUACCACCCUCUUCUCCUUCUACUUUCGAGACACACCCCGAGCCAACCACCUGGGGCCCCUGCCCUUCUGGCUUCUCUACUGCUGUCCUGUCUGCCUGCAGUUCUUCACACUGACGCUCAUGAACCUCUACUUUGCUCAGGUGGUGUUCAAAGCCAAGGCAAAGCGUCGGCCAGAGAUGAGCCGAGGCUUGCUGGCUGUCCGAGGGGCCUUCGUGGGGGCCUCGCUGCUCUUUCUGCUGGUGAAUGUGCUGUGCGCGGUGCUGUCCCGCCGGCGCCGGGCACAGCCCUGGGCCCUCCUGCUGGUGCGUGUCCUGGUGAGCGACUCCCUGUUUGUUAUCUGCGCACUCUCUCUUGCCGCCUGCCUCUGCCUUGUGGCCCGGCGGGCCCCCUCCACCAGCAUCUACCUGGAGGCCAAGGGGACCAGUGUGUGCCAGGCAGCUGCAAUGGGUGGCGCCAUGGUCCUGCUCUAUGCCAGCCGGGCCUGCUACAACCUGGCGGCCCUGGCCUUGGCCCCUCGGAGCCGGCUGGAUGCCUUCGAUUACGACUGGUACAACGUCUCUGAUCAGGCGGACCUGGUGAACGACCUGGGGAACAAAGGCUACCUGGUGUUUGGCCUCAUCCUCUUUGUGUGGGAGCUGCUGCCCACCACCCUGCUGGUGGGCUUCUUCCGGGUGCAUCGGCCCCCACAGGACCUGAGCACCAGCCGCAUCCUCAACGGGCAGGUCUUUGGCUCCCGUUCCUACUUCUUCGACCGGGCACACUGCGAGGAUGAGGGCUGCUCUUGGGAACACAGCCGGGGCGAGAGCACCAGCAUGUCAGGGAGCCUAGGCUCCAGUAGCUGGUAUGGUACCAUCGGGCGGGAACCAGGCUGGUAUGGAGGCAGCCAGACUCGGACCACGCCCCUGCUCUUCUCCCAGGUUCUGGGACCAGGCGGCCACCACCACAGUCUCUACUCCACCCCACAGACGUGAUCCCCCUUCAUCUCCCCGCAGAACACCCAGACCCCAGCCCCUCCCACCCCAGACCCCUGUGCCAAGUUCAUCUGCUGCUUCUUGCCCAGGGUCCCGGGGGCUAUGGCUGCCUCUUCCCCAGGCCGGCCCCUUGCUACUCCUGAUGCAGUGAGCUU